AUGGAGAAUAAUAACGAAACCAGCUCGGAAGAUCAACCGAUGCAUGGCAGUGAUGUGGAAAAAGAAUUGAAAGAGCGAAUUCAAGAUCUUGAACAACAUAUCAAGCAUCAAGAUGACCGAAUCACCAUCUUGGAAACGGCUUUAGCUCGAUUAUUGUCUUGCUUGUUAUAUCACGUUCUACUUGACUUAACCAGUCAGUUAUUAGGCAGUCUAAUGGAAAGAAAGAAGAAACACGCCAGCAAGAAACAUACAACAAGCAAGUUAGCAAAAAAGCAUGUCAGCAUUCGCAUUUAUCUACGUGGUCGUCCAGUUUUACUAUACGCUCCAAGUUCAACAUCUAUACCUAAAGAACCUAAGCCUAUUGAUGCUCCUUCUGAGGCCCUAUCGUUAGAAUGGGUCAGCUUUGGUUAUCGAGGCAGGGAUUCGCGCGACAAUAUCUAUUUGGUAGGCGACGAUAUCGUCUACUUCACUGCUGGAGUUGUUGUUUCUUAUAAUCCUUCCACUUCAACUCAACGUCAUUAUCUUGAACAUACAGAUGACAUUAAAAGCUUAGCUAUCCAUCCGGAUGGAGUUACCAUGGCAUCUGGACAGGUAGCAGGACAUGAGAAGAAUGCUGGCAAGCCACAUGUACGUAUCUGGGAUUCUAGUACCUUAAAGACUAUAGCUGUAAUUGGUGUGGGUGAAUUUGAUAGGGCUGUAGCUUGCGUAGCCUUUAGUAAGUCAAAUAAUGGAGAUCGUUUAGCUGUUGUGGACGAAUCUAAUGAUCACGUACUGUCCGUUUGGGAAUGGAGAAAGAAAAAGAAGCUUUUGGACACCAAGUCCCACGGUGAAUCAGUUUUUGCUGCAUCGUUCUUACCAAACGAUCAUGAUGGCAUUGUGACGUGUGGUAAAUCGCAUAUCUGUUUCUGGACCAUUGAUGAUGAUUUAAGAAUUUCAAAGAGAAUGGGAAUUUUUGAGAAACAUCCUAAACCGAAAGCAAUCCUUUGCCUGGCCUUCAAUGAAAAUAAUGAUGUUUUAUCUGGAGAUAGUAACGGCAAUAUUUUUGUAUGGGGUGCAGGUGGUAAUCGCAUAACUGAAGAGCUUAAAGACGCUCAUGAGGGCAACAUUUUUGAUUUGGUCGUAUUACCAAAUGGCGAGAUUGUAUCUGGUGGUGGUCGUGAUAGGAAACUAAAACUGUGGGACUCCUCAUUAAAAGCUAUUGAAGAUGCAGAGCCAGUUGAACUAUCUGAAGAAAUGGGCGCACCUAGGUGCAUAGCACCUAUUAAAUGCGAUGAUGGUAGAUCAUUCGUCGUCGGCACAGUUCGCAAUCAUCUAAUACGUUGCAAUAAUUUAUUCUCAAGUGAAAGCGAUAUAGAGUAUAUUAAUCAGGGUCACCAUGACGAGCUGUGGGGCGCUGGUAUAAAUGCUGCUGGAGAUAAAUUCGUUUCAUGUUCUUAUGAUAAAAUAAUUUACCUUUGGAACCUGGAAUCGCGCGAAGUUAUCUGGUCCAAAUCUAUUGAAGAAGGAGCUCAAUCAGCAACGUUUAACCCCAGUGGUGAUCUAAUUGCAAUUGGAACUAUUACUGGAAAAUGGUACGUCCUAUCGAGUGAAGAUGGAGAUAUUAAAGCCGAAUUCACCAGUGGACCCGAACAACUUGACGUUCUUCGAUAUUCUCCUGAUGGAAAAUAUAUUGCAGUUGCCUCGCAUGACAAUUACGUUUAUAUCUAUUCUGUUGCUGAUAACCCAUCGGAAUACAAAUUGGAAGGAAAAUGUUCAGGCCAUUCGAGCUUCAUCACUCAUAUUGAUUGGUCAAAAGAUAGCAAUUACUUGCAGAGUACAUCUGGUGACUAUGAACUGUUAUUCUGGGAAGCACCUUCGGGUUCCCAAGUAACUUCUGCCAUUGCUAUGAGAGAUGUUGAAUGGGAAACAGUUAGCUGUGUCCUUGGAUAUUCUGUUUGCGGUAUUUGGGCUGAAGGUUCUGAUGGUACUGAUGUCAACGCUGUUGCGAGGUCAUUUAACGGUAAUUUAUUAGCUACUGGUGACGAUUUUGGAAUGGUAAAUUUAUUCAAGUACCCAUGCAAUCAACCAAAGUCCUCAUGUAAUCAGUAUACUGGCCAUAGCUCUCACGUCACCAACGUAUUAUUUACUCCAAAUGAUGCAAGAUUGCUGUCUACCGGUGGUCGGGAUAACACCAUUUUAUUGUGGAAAGUUGAUAGUAGCAGUUCUUAAUGAUUUGUUUUACAGUCUUAAUAUAUGACGAUAGUUCCAAUAUCUAUAUACUACAAGUAUUUUAUCCAUUAUCUCAUUUGUUUUUGCUCAUGUUGUGCUGAACUGAGAUAGCAAAUCAUUUUAAUCUGAAAUAUUAUGCAGCUAUGCUUAUCCUCUAUUUUAUCUAGUAUUAUGAUUAUUCAUACUUCCAACAGUUUGUUAUCCUUAGUUCGUCCGCUAAUGUUAUCUGCCUUUUGGAAGUACAAAAUGUUUCGGCUGUCGCUCGAUAUCAUUAAUCCGGUCAAUUUGUAGCGUUAAUGAUUUGUGAU
Molecule: messenger RNA, 2516 nt
Organism: Trichoplax adhaerens
Lineage: Eukaryota; Metazoa; Placozoa; Uniplacotomia; Trichoplacea; Trichoplacidae
Exons: 22
Coding region: 1-2208 (735 amino acids)
Biological process (GO): microtubule cytoskeleton organization
Cellular component (GO): mitotic spindle
Molecular function (GO): microtubule binding
Source: RefSeq, a predicted model, not a curated record